Lathyrus oleraceus (garden pea) is the source of this 1584-nucleotide messenger RNA. Its product is annotated as zinc finger BED domain-containing protein RICESLEEPER 2-like. NCBI's taxonomy places the organism in Eukaryota, Viridiplantae, Streptophyta, Magnoliopsida, Fabales, Fabaceae. Gene Ontology annotation, molecular function: DNA binding. The transcript has 2 exons. The record is from RefSeq and is a predicted model, not a curated record. The coding region runs from base 1 to 1584 and encodes 527 amino acids.
AUGAAUGAAGUUGGUUCAACAGCAACAACUGAAGUUGUUGGAGCAGAAUUAGUUAAUACCCAACCUACAAAGAAGAGGAAAGCUAGUGCAAGUGGUUCUAGGCAAUCAUCUGCUUGUCGGGAGCACUUUAUUAGAUUACCAGAUGACUUAGUUGAUACACCAACUGCAGCUUGUAAACACUGCCACAAAAAAUACCUAUGUGACCCUAGGACUCAUGACACCACCAACACGAACCAUCACAUUCUAAAAUGUGCAAAGAAGCCUAGAACCACUGAUCCCACCCAAACUAUUCUUACAUACCCCUCUGUAGAAGGAUCUAGUUUAGGUCAUGUUAGCUCCAAAUUUGACAAGCAAGCUUGUAGAAAAGCUUUGUCAAUUUUUAUGGUUCUAGAUGAACAACCAUUUAGUGCAGUUGAGGGGGAAGGUUUUAAGUACUAUUCUAAAGUAAUGCAGCCCCAAUUUACUCUCCCAUCUAGGCGUACAGUAGCUAGAGACUGUUUUCAGCUGCACUUGGAUGAGAAACAAAAACUAAAAGCCUUUUUUAAGUAUGACUGCAAUAGAGUAGCACUUACUACUGAUUGUUGGACUUUUAUCCAAAAUCAAAACUACUUAACCCUUACGGCACACUUUGUGGAUAACGAAUGGAACUAUCAAAAGAGAAUUAUAAGCUUCACAGUUAUUCCAAACCACAAGGGUGAUAUGGUAGGUAGGAAGAUUGAAGAGGUGUUAAGGGAUUGGGGAAUUAGGAAUGUGUCUACCAUAAUUGUUGAUAAUGCAACUUCAAAUGAUGUAGCUGUAGCAUAUUUGCAUAGAAAAAAAUCAACUAUGAAUGGGAUGAUGGGGGAUGGAAAAUGUUUUCAUAUGAGGUGCCCUGCUCACAUAUUGAACUUGGUGGUAAAUGAGGGUUUGAAAGAUAAGCAUUUGUCUAUUACUAGUGUUAGGGAUGUUGUUAGAUUUGUCAAGUCCUCACCUCAUAGGGCCGCCAAGUUUAAAGAAUACAUUGAAUUUGCUGGAAUAACUUGUCAAAAACUAGUAUGUCUCGAUGUUUCAACUCGUUGGAACGCGACAUAUUUGAUGCUUGAGGCUGCAGAGAAGUUUCAAGCUGCUUUUGAUAAGCUUGAGUAUGAAGAGUCGAGCUAUAUGGAGUUCUUUGGAAAAGGUAGUCCUCCUAGUAGUGAUGAUUGGGACAUUGUUAGAUCUUUUAUCUCUUUUUUAAAGUUUUUCUAUGAAGCAACUAAUGUUUUUUCCACCUCUCAAAGUGUGAGUUUUCAUAGUGCUUUUCACCAAGUGUCUGCGAUCUAUUGUGAGCUGAAGCAAGCUACUAUGAACUUGAAUGGUGUUUUUGCAAGUGUGGGUGGGGACAUGAUGGAAAAGUAUAAUAGAUAUUGUGGGUGUGCUACUAAGAUGAACAAGUUGAUUUAUUUUGGGAUUAUUUUGGAUCCAAGAUACAAGUUGAGUUAUAUUGAGUGGACUUUUAAGGAUAUGUAUGGAGUUGGAUAUGUGUUUGCUACCGGGUUGAUCAAAUCUAUAAAAGAGAGCUUACAAAAAUUGUAUGAUUGUUGGCCGUCCUUCACUAAUGGCUAG